CGUAGAUGCGUUUGGCUCCAGACCCCAGCCUCGCUGCUAUCCCAGGCUCUCUCUCUCUUGUGGGAGGGCUAAGAUCUAAGGUCCCACUACCGUCCAGGGGCAGUUCCGUAAGGCCCUUUUCUGGGGCGUUUUCCUCCUAUUUCUUCUAAAGCUGACCAAAGCAGACUGAGGAUCCUUGCCUAGAUCCACCCCCCGCCCCCAGCUAUGCCUAAGAAAGGGAAAAAGGCCAAGUUACCCCUGUCCGAUGAGGAGCAGCUGCUUCUGUUUCAGCAGAAGUUGCUGGCAGAGGAGGAGAUGGCCAAGAAGAAAGAGAGGCUCCUGAGCCAGUUCUUGAAGGACAAGCUGGCCAAGGAGGAGCACAACAGUGCUCUGAACCUUAACAAGAUUAACACACAGUGGAGAACCGUCCUUAGGGAAGUCAAGACCAGAGAGCUUCAUAAGGACAUUGAGAUCCUCAGCCAAACAUUUGAACGAGUGGUGGACUGCAAGGACAGUGUCAUCAAGUCUUUAGCCAAGGACCUGUCCGAAGCAGAGGAGCAGUACGCCCAUGCCCUGCGCAGUCACCUGCACAGCAUCGACCAGCUCUUAGCCCUGCAGAGAUGCCGGCUUAACCUCCUAGAGGAAAGUUACAACACGGAGCUGGAGGCCCUAACCAAAGAGUUUGAGACAGAAAGGAAGACAAUUAUUGACCAGCAUGAAAAAGAGAUUCACUACCUACAAGAUGUCUUCAUGGCCAUGGAGCAGAGCUAUAUAGAUUCUGAGUAUGAAAGUAAGCUAGAGUUCCAGAGCAUGUGGGAUGAUCUCAAAAACAAGAAUUUAGAAGAGAAGCAUUUUCUAAGACUGAAACUGGAGAACAUAGUAGAAGAUCUGUGGAGAAGGUUCCAGGAUGCACUCAAGAAUUACACCGAUGCCACAGAGGACCAAAAGAUUGCCUUUGAGACUCUGCAGGUGAAAGAUGAGAAGAGCUCCAAAGAGAUUGAAGCACAGAUGAAAAAAAUACAGAGACUACAGGACUCCAUAAUUAUUUUAAAAAGCAAGAUCAUGGUGCACAGCCGUGAGAGUGAAGACCAGAACCAGUACAUUCGUAAGGACAAGGAGCUGGUCCUUGCCCAACUGCGAAAACUUAAGGCCCAAAGGACUCAGGCCCGGGAACUAUCCCAGGAAAACUUAGUCAAACUCACCUUGGAAAGUAAUGCCACCCUCAAGGCCCUGAGAAGGAUCGUCGAUAAGGGUGAAAAGAUCCUGAAACUUGCUGAAAUAUGUAGGAAGUUUGAAACAGAGGAAGAAAAAGUGCUGCCUUUCUAUUCAUCAGUCUUGACUCCCAAGGAGCAGGAGGAGAUAGAAGAAAUUUACCCAGAGGAGCUUACCGAGCAGCUCGCAAAGGUGAUAGUAAACUACACAGGGAUGGAGAAUUUCUGGAAAAGGUACAACAAAGUGAAACUGGAGCAACUGAGCCUCCAACAUAGACAUGUCCAGUUGUUAGAAAUCAAUGGGAAGUUGCGGGAGAUGCUGAAGCAGUACUUGGAUGGCAUCUCAGUGAGUGACGAAGUGAUGAGCCAGCUCAACCCACUCUUUAUCGUCAACCAUCGAAGUAACUUACCCCAGCCUUUGUCCACACCUACCACCCAGCCAGGUGACAAACCACCUCCAACCACUUACAUCAUUGAAGCAGCCCAUGUGAUCUCCCACAUCCUGUGAUAUAAGGAGAAAAUCGCUUUUCAAACCCCAAACAAUUUUUUGAGAGACCAGAGGACUUUGCUAUUAAAAAUUUCCAUGAGGUUU
This is a messenger RNA of Leptonychotes weddellii (Weddell seal), 1782 nucleotides long. NCBI's taxonomy places the organism in Eukaryota, Metazoa, Chordata, Mammalia, Carnivora, Phocidae. The record is from RefSeq and is a predicted model, not a curated record.